AUGAAGUCGUCGAUGUCCAAGAAAAAGAGAAAGGCUAGUGAAGAAAAGUGCACUAAUCCAAAGAGCAAGAAAAGGCUGAAUAAGGAUAAGCAACCAUCACCUGAAUCUUUACUCGUUGAGAAGAAUAAGCAGCCAUCACCUGGAUCUUUACCCGUUGAGAAGAAUAAGCAGCCAUCACUAUCCAAAAAGGUGAUAAGCUUGCAGAGGAGGAUGAGGAGGGCACUCUUGAUGAUUGGGAUAAGCAUUUGA
Molecule: messenger RNA, 249 nt
Organism: Hordeum vulgare subsp. vulgare (domesticated barley)
Lineage: Eukaryota; Viridiplantae; Streptophyta; Magnoliopsida; Poales; Poaceae
Exons: 3
Coding region: 1-249 (82 amino acids)
Source: RefSeq, a predicted model, not a curated record